GAGGAGCGCGCGGCACAGGCGGAGGACAUCGGCGUUCGCGUUUUACCGGAUAAUUCUUCCAGCGCCAUAAUUUACCAUUUUCUACUUUUGACAUGAACACAACAUUUUAAAACGUGUUUGAGACUAUACACCUUUGCAAGAUGACGGUGGAUUUUGAAGACUGCAUCAAGGAUUCACCCCGUUUUCGGGCCAAUAUCGAUGAAGUGGAGACGGAGGUGGUGGAGAUCGAGGCCAAGCUCGAUAAGCUGGUGAAACUGUGCAGUGGGAUGAUCGAGGCGGGGAAGGCCUACGUCAGCGCCAACAAACUCUUCGUGUCCGGCAUCAGAGACCUGUCCCAGCAGUGCCACAAGGAGCCCAUGAUCUCGGAGUGUCUGGAAAAGUGCGGGGAGAGCCUCCAAGAAAUCAUCAACUACCACAUGAUUCUGUUUGACCAGGCCCAGCGCUCCAUCAAACAGCAGCUACACAACUUCAUAAAAGAUGAUGUGCGUAAAUUCAAGGAGACAAAGAAACAUUUUGACAGAGUGAGAGAGGACAUGGAGAUCGCUCAGGUGAAGAACGCCCAGGCUCCCAGGACCAAACCUCACGAGGUGGAGGAGGCCACCAGCGCCCUCUGCCUCAGUCGCAAGUACUACAGACACCUCGCUCUGGACUACGUGCUGCAGAUAAACGUGCUCCAGGCAAAGAAGAAAUUUGAAAUCCUAGAUGCAAUGUUGUCAUUUAUGAACGCACAAUACUCACUCUUCCAACAAGGCUACAACCUGCUGGACGAGAUCGACCCGUACAUGAAGAAACUGGCUGCAGAGUUGGAUCAGCUGGUGAUUGAUUCGGCCAUGGAGAAGAGGGAAAUGGAGCAUAAACACGCCACUAUUCAGCAGAGGGAUUUUUCAUAUGAAGACUCAAAAGUGGAGUUUAACGUGGACGCACCCAAUGGAGUGGUGAUGGAGGGAUAUCUGUUCAAAAGAGCCAGCAACGCCUUCAAAACAUGGAACAGGCGUUGGUUCUCCAUUCAAAACAGCCAGCUGGUCUAUCAGAAGAAGCUCAAGGACUCCCUGACCGUGGUGGUGGAGGACCUGCGGCUCUGUUCAGUCAAACCCUGUGAGGACAUCGAGAGGAGGUUCUGCUUCGAGGUCGUCUCUCCUUUCAAGAGCUGUAUGCUUCAGGCUGAAUCAGAGAAGCACAGACAGGCUUGGAUCCAGGCCGUCCAAGCCAGCAUCGCCUCAGCCUAUAGAGAGAGUCCUGACACGUAUUACAUAGAGCAUUUAGACAGAACGGCCUCGCCCUCCACCAGCAGCAUCGACUCUGCGUCUGAGCCCAGAGAGCGCAGUAUUCGGGGGGAGUCGAUCCUCCAGAGGAUCCUGGGACUCCCGGGGAACGAGUUGUGCUGUGACUGUGGACAGGCCGAGCCGCGCUGGGCCUCCAUCAACCUGGGCAUCCUGCUCUGCAUCGAGUGCUCUGGGAUACACAGGAGUUUAGGAGUCCACUGUUCUAAGGUGCGCUCUCUCACGUUAGACUCCUGGGAACCAGAAUUAUUAAAGCUCAUGUGUGAACUCGGGAACAGCGUCAUCAACCACAUUUAUGAAGGCUCGUACCAAGAGAAGGGGCUCAAGAAACCAACGCCCACCAGCUCAAGGCAGGAGAAGGAGGUUUGGAUCAAGGCGAAGUACGUGGAGAAGAGGUUCCUGAAGCGGUUGGGCUCCUCAGACCUGGUCCUGAUGAACGGGGACAGGAGAGCGGAGCCGUCAGAGAGGAGGUGGAGCGUUAAGAAAUGCAGACGACACCACAGCGCCACCACUGUCCCCAAAGGCCGAAGGAGGUACCUGCAGGAGCCCGGCAGCACGUCCCCGUCCAUACUGUCUGCAGCAGCAGCAAAGUUCAGGAGAGAAUCUCUGUUUUGUCCUGAUGAGCUGGACUCACUCUUCUCCUACUUCGACACAGGAUCAGGGCCUCGAAGUCUCAGCAGUGACAGUGGACUCGGGGGCAGCACCGACGGCAGCUCUGACAUCCUGGUGUUUGGGGCUGUGGUCGACAGCGUCACAGAGGAAGAGUGUGAGGCGUCUGAGGAGUCCAGUGGGGAGGCAGAGAGCUCAGACGCAGAGGAGCUGACGUCUCUGCAUCCCGGGACCCUCCUUUACAAAGCCUCCCGAGCCCGAAACCUGCCCGUCAUGGCCGAAGCACUGGCCCACGGAGCCGAUGUGAACAUGUCCCUAGAGGAGGAGGAGGGAAAGACGCCCCUCAUACAAGCUGUGAUCGGGGGCUCGUUGAUCGCCUGUGAAUUCUUGUUACAAAACGCUGCUGACGUGAACCAAAAAGACUCGAGAGGGAAAGGGCCUCUGCACCACGCCACAUAUCUGGGUCACACAGGGCAGGUCUGUUUGUUCCUGAAAAGAGGAGCGACACAGAACGACGAGGACGAUGACGGACAGGAUCCUCUGAGUAUCGCCGUGCAACAGGCCAAUGCUGAUAUAGUCACACUGCUGCGUCUGUCGAGGAUGAACGACGAGAUGCGUGAGGCGGAGGGACCGCUCGGUCAGCCAGGAGAUGCCACGUACGUCGAUAUCUUCAAAGAAUUUUCCCACAUGGCGUCGCACAACCCGGAGAAGCUCAAGCGGAGGAGUGUGCACUUCCGACAUUCCUUCAGGUAGUCCAGGAGUGUCCGGACCAAAGAGGAGUAGGCUGAAACACUCUGGGGUUAAUAUGGAGGAUUCUGAGGUUAUGUUUUGCACUUGUCAUCACAUUCAACUGGGAACAUUAGCAAAUAACACCAAUGUCACCAGUACAGUAAUAUAAUAAUUCCAUGAUUUGAUUUAAAGGUGCACAGUGUAACUUUUGCGGUAGGAUGCCCGACAUUUGGUUGGCUCCAUGGAGAUUAUUUCUGCCGUGCUACACCUUGCCCAGGGACUACAGUUGGAAACUAGAUACUGGAACAUUUACAAAAAAUAUUUAUUAUG
Molecule: messenger RNA, 2948 nt
Organism: Periophthalmus magnuspinnatus
Lineage: Eukaryota; Metazoa; Chordata; Actinopteri; Gobiiformes; Gobiidae
Gene: acap3a
Product: ArfGAP with coiled-coil, ankyrin repeat and PH domains 3a
Exons: 24
Coding region: 141-2642 (833 amino acids)
Cellular component (GO): cytoplasm
Molecular function (GO): GTPase activator activity; protein binding
Source: RefSeq, a predicted model, not a curated record